This is a messenger RNA of Umbelopsis ramanniana AG, 1553 nucleotides long. RefSeq lists its product as uncharacterized. Gene Ontology annotation, molecular function: Delta14-sterol reductase activity. Bases 97 to 1455 code for a protein of 452 amino acids. Gene Ontology annotation, cellular component: endoplasmic reticulum membrane. The record is from RefSeq and is a predicted model, not a curated record. Lineage: Eukaryota; Fungi; Mucoromycota; Umbelopsidomycetes; Umbelopsidales; Umbelopsidaceae. Gene Ontology annotation, biological process: ergosterol biosynthetic process. The transcript is spliced from 8 exons.
CCGAUGGAGACCUGACCUUGAAUAAUGGCCAUAAAUUUCUCGAUUUGACGAAUUUGCCUGGGUUUGCUUUUUAUUUUUGACAUCUGGUUUUAAAGCAUGCCUACCAAGCGAACUUCUGCCGCCAAAUCGAAGGCAGAAUCAUCUGAUGCGCCAGAAGCGUCUGUUCCUGUCGAACUCAACCCUAAGACUACCUUUUAUGAGUUUGGAGGACCACUCGGAGCUGCUGCUAUGGUGACGUUUCUGCCUCUACUUGUACUCUUUCUUGCAGUUGGAUGUGACAAGACAGGCUAUCCCAGCCAGAAAGUCUUAUCAAUGACCAAAGAUGAUUUCCUAGCCUUGUUCAGCGUCGAAUCACUCCGCGCUCUGAUUGAUCCAUUGGCCAUUGGUGGCUACCUUGCAUACAUUCUCUGGCUCGUUGCAUUCACUCUAACUUUGAAGGGAGACAAAUACCCAGGUUCCAGGCUGAGAAAUGGGAAGGUUUUGAAAUACGAGUGCAAUGGUUUUUCUGUGCUCCUCUCAUUCUUUUCCCUCGCCAUCUACUGCGCAAAGGGCCCUGGUAUUGCACCUGCUAUCUGGGUAUAUGAACAUUGGGUUGGCAUCAAUGUUGCUUCUAUUCUCUUCUCAUUUGCCGUAUCCAUCUGGGCAUACAGUAACAGUUUUGAGCCCGGUGCUCUUUUGGCUCUCGGAGGAAAUACAGGCAAUACCAUCUAUGAUUUCAUGAUUGGCCGCGAACUGAACCCUAGAAUUGGAGACUUGGAUGUCAAGUUCUUUGUUGAACUUCGACCACCGCAGAUGGGAUGGCUUCUUACAAAUAUUUGCAUGGCCAUUACCCAGUAUCAUAAUUUGGGAAGAAUAACUAACAGUAUGGCCUUGGUAGUCAUUUUCGAAGCCUGGUAUUCAAUUGAUUCCAUUUGGAACGAGCCUCUGGUAUUGACGACCAUGGAUAUUACAAAUGAUGGCUUUGGAUUCAUGCUGGCAUUCGGUAAUCUUUGCUGGGUCCCAAUGGUUUACGGCCUUCAAGCUCGCUACCUGGUUGAUUUCCCUCUUGACCUUACCAUUGUCCAAGUUAUCCUUAUUAUUGCCCUUCAGUUGACCGGCUUCUACAUCUUCCGCUCUGCCAAUUCUAUAAAGAACAGCUUCAGAACGAACCCCAAUGACCCUGCGCUCAAAGAUAUCACGUAUAUCGAAACCAAGGCCGGAACCCGCCUUAUGACCAACAGCUGGUGGGGAUACUCUCGUCACAUCAACUACUUUGGUGACUUGUUGAUGGCCCUUUCAUGGUGUCUUCCAACUGGUUUCUCAUCUCCCAUCCCUUACCUUUAUUUCUUCUACUUUGCUUUCCUACUUUGGCAUAGACAAGGUCGUGACGAGCACAAGUGUCGUCAAAAGUAUGGUGAGGAUUGGGUCAGAUAUUGCAAGAUUGUGCCAUACAAAAUCAUUCCUGGCAUUUACUGAUGUUCUCAUAUAGUCAACUACCAUAGUUUAUUUUUUUUCACGCCUAGUACUUUCAAUAAAAGCAAGAAAAUUGCAUAAAUGUCUGCUGGUCCGGAAUU